Molecule: messenger RNA, 2169 nt
Organism: Ogataea parapolymorpha DL-1
Lineage: Eukaryota; Fungi; Ascomycota; Pichiomycetes; Pichiales; Pichiaceae
Exons: 1
Coding region: 1-2169 (722 amino acids)
Biological process (GO): protein folding
Cellular component (GO): endoplasmic reticulum
Molecular function (GO): protein disulfide isomerase activity
Source: RefSeq, a predicted model, not a curated record
AUGGUGUACUACCUGGCACUAUUAAAGCUAGUGGUGUUCGCGGUCAUUGCGGCCGCCGAAUUGGAUGAUUUUUUCCCCGAGCCACUCACAGCUGCCAACUUCGACAAUGUGAUGUCCAAGGGAUUCCAUUUUGUCGAGUUUUUCUCCCCACAUUGUUCCCAUUGCAAAGCUCUGGCCCCAAUAUGGAAGGAGUUCUACGACACAUUUCAUGCCGAGGCGGAAUCUUAUGAUGUUUACAUCAACCAGGUUGACUGUGUUGCCAGUGGCGAUCUUUGUGACCGCGAAAAGAUCUUCAUGUACCCGAUGCUUAGACUUUAUGGACCAAACGACAGAGGAAAUGGGGGCAAGCUUUUAGCGUCCUUCAGCAAGGGUUACGAGAGAACGGUCGAGGGAUUGACAGCUUUUGUGCGUGAACAGGCAAUCGAUUCCAGAGAGGAGCUUUUGCAGUCCCCAAAAGAGAUCACCGAUCUGAUGAAAUCGGCAGACAUUGGGGCGAUCAGCAGUGCCAAUAUGAUUGAGAUUAUCGCAGGACAGAUUGAAAAGCCGUACCUGGUUUCCUUUUGGCCCGGGACCGAUGAGGAGCUGAACGUCAAUACAUUCUCUCAAGAUGUCAAGGACAACAAACUGUUCAGCAAGUGUCCUCGGUGUUUAGAUUUCCGCAAUUUGUGGAGCAUGGUUGGACGUCGUCUUUCUCCGCUGAUCAAACAAAAUGAACUCUCGGUUGGGUAUUUGAAUUGCAAAUCCAACAAGAAUAUUUGCUUGUCUUUAGGAAUGGACGAUUUGCUUACAGACAACUAUGGCACCUAUGAUCCCAAAAUCUUCAUGUUCUUGCCCAGUAAUAGAGGUGGCAACAAAAUACGGUACAAGGCUUCGACAUUAAACGGAAAGCAGAUUAUCAAUUGGAGCAAGCGGUUGCUGGAUAUCGCCAAAUUCGAAGACAUAACAAAAGCCGAUUUGACCAAGAAAAUGAAACUUAGAUCCUCACCCUUUAGAAAAGAGGAUUUCACAGAAAUAGACGUGGAUCCGACAAUCACUUUCGUCUAUCUCUACUCCAAGGAGACGGCUGUCGCUGAGGAUUUCUGGCUUCUUGAUCAUUUAGUCCAGCCAGUGAUGGAUUUACGCUCAAACGUUCGACUUUACAAAAGCUCGGACAUGGAAUUUAUGGAUCUUGCCAAAAACCAGGAGGAGACCUUGAUCAAGUACGUGAAUCAGGAGAUUGCAGAUCCUGCGAAUCAACUCCAUUUUGACGAAGAGAUGUACACAGCUCGCACAUUGACUACAUACCCGAUGCUUUUAUGCUUCAAAGACGACUCGUUGGUCUCGCAUGUUUUUCAGAGUUUUGGAUCCCAUGACAUUAGAGAUUUCAAUGUUGUGAUGGACUUUAUCAGAGUCAAUGCCAAUCCGUUUGUGGAACAGAUGACUGAUGCCUCGCGUGACGCUAUAUUUCCUAGGAACUUUGAUCCAAGUUUUAUGUCAAAGAACGAAAAAGUGGUAUUGGUUGUUACCGAUGCGAAUGACCACACAAAAUUACACAGACAAGGGUAUGCGCUUUCUCAGAUUGGACACAGGUUCCAUUAUCUCAAGCAGAUGAACCAGUUUGAGAAAUUAAAAAGGCUCAGAGGAGAGAAGUAUGCCAAAGUUGAAAAAAUAAAAGCCAAGGGUAAGGACAAUGUGGAGAUCAUUCGCGCAUUAAGAGAACAGGUUCCACAUGUUUUCGAGAUUAAGGACAAUAAUGUACAUUUGGUUUAUGUUGAACAGGCUAAGCUCAAGUCGAUCUCUGAGAAUCUCGGCUGGUCCAAGUUCAAUGCGCAAAAAUAUGAACCCGGAGAUAUCAUAAUAGUCUCACGAUUCACCAACAAUUAUUGGGAUACCUCUUUAAAAGGACAAAAACUAUCAAGUGACACAAUCUCCGAGGUAGUAGACAUUCUGUCCGCGGCAAGUUUCCAGAAGUUUGCAGGAAAGGGACUGCGGUCUAGUCUCUCUAUUUCUGCAGUUUCCACAUAUUUCGUUUUGUUCAUUUUGAUCGCAGUUUUGAUAUUAGGAUUGUCCAAGACCCGGGCAACAGCUCGUUUUCGCUCUCGACCAGACAAGCAUAGGGGCUUGAAACCCUUCUUCUCCGACGCUGAAGCCAAUGUUGGCUCAGGUCCUGCACUUGGUAAAGUUGAUUGA